Octopus sinensis (East Asian common octopus) is the source of this 2095-nucleotide messenger RNA. Its product is annotated as chitin deacetylase 7-like. Lineage: Eukaryota; Metazoa; Mollusca; Cephalopoda; Octopoda; Octopodidae. The transcript is spliced from 2 exons. Bases 369 to 1712 code for a protein of 447 amino acids. Gene Ontology annotation, biological process: carbohydrate metabolic process. The record is from RefSeq and is a predicted model, not a curated record. Gene Ontology annotation, molecular function: hydrolase activity, acting on carbon-nitrogen (but not peptide) bonds.
GUGACAACAUUCUAAAUCUGAAGAUUAAAUUGAAAGCCAUCUUCACCUUGAAACUUUCGGAUGUAUGGGCGUAUGUGUGUAUCAGUGUCGAUGUUAAAACGAAUGAACAAGCUUACUGAAAUUAAUUGAUAACAUUCGAUAAUAUACUUGCAUAUUAAAUAUAAUUUGUGACAAGUAAAUUACCCAGGAAUAUUAAAGACCAACUAUCAAAGAAUGGUAGAAACAGAAUAUCUUUAAUGAAAUACAAGGUAAAAUUGGAUAAACUAUUUCUGAAUUAAAACCAAAGAGGGGAAGUACAAACUAAGAAGAAAGUGAGAAUACAUCAUUUCUUUAACAAAGUAAAGAAAUAGAAUCUGAACUGGAGUGUUAUGUAUUUGGAUAAUAAAUAUUACCAUUUUGUGACCAUCAUUUUGGCCAUACUCAGUUACCUGGGUGAUGGUCAACAAAUAUGUGAUUCUACGACUUGUAAAGCACCAAACUGUCACUGCUCCGGGGUGAACAUUCCGGGUGGAUUCCAUCCAGAAGAUAUUCCUCAAAUAGUUUUACUGUCGUUCGACGAUGCUGUCAACUGGGACAAUUGGGAUUACUACCUGAAACUCUUCCCACCCGACGGACGCCGAAAGAACCCAAACGGGUGCCCUAUCUCCAUGACUUUGUUUGUCUCUCACAACUACACUGAUUACUGUAUGGUUCGUAAACUACACGGACGAGGCAUUGAAAUAGCAGACCACAGCCUCACACAUCAGGUACCGCAUGAAUGGUGGAAAAAUGCUAGCGAAGAAGAGUUAGCUAAUGAAAUAUUAACUCAACGUCACAACCUUGCAAAUCUUGCAGAAAUUCCAAUUGAACAUAUUCGAGGUUGGCGAAGUCCAUUUCUGCAACCAACAGGCGACACGAUGUUUACCAUUCUUUGGAAGAAUAAUUUUACUUAUGAUGCCACCCUUACUCAUCCUUUUCCCAGGAAUGUUUAUUCACCAGUAAUUUGGCCAUUUACACUGGAUUCUCCCCUCGCUAUUGGUUGCAACAUUAAACCGUGUCCACAAAAGUCUUACCCUGGCUUCUGGGAAGUUCCUGUAGUCACCUUAAUGGACUACAGAGAGCAUUUGCCUUGUGCCUAUGUAGAUUUCUGCCAAAACAAACCACGAAACAAAGACGAAGCGUUUCAAAUAUUGUGGAAGAAUUUUCUGAGGAACUACCGGACCAACAGAGCUCCGUAUUAUUUAAAUCUUCAUUCUCCUUGGUUAGAUAAGACUGACAAUCUAGAUGCAAUGGAUGAGUUUUUAAAUCGUUUAGUAGCUAUGGAAGAUGUCUUUAUCAUCAACAUUCACCAAGCUCUUGAAUGGAUGCGUUCGCCUACAUCCAAUAUGAAUAUAAUGGACUUUUUGCCAUGGCAAUGUCCCUUUUUCAAACCGAAUAUCGAAGAUGGUAUUUACUGUGUAAUGACUUACAAACCGCGUACUACUACCACUAAAGCGAUGUAUUCUAAUAGACCGAAUAAGGACAGCAAUUCUGACGCCAGAAAGAAUAAUCAAACAAAGCUGAACAGUAAUAUUAAUAGAGCGUAUCCACCUGGAUUUUUUGAAGAAGAACAAAUAACGAGACAUACCACUAAACGCAGACCUUGGUUUCUGCGUAACUCUGCGGCAAGAAAUAAUUCGUUUAAAUUUGUAAUAGGUUGGGUUUCUUUGUUUUGGAUACUGUUUUCAAGAUAAAACUUCUAAAUCUAACAAAAUCAAACCACCGAGAUAGUGUGAACCAGAAAGAACUAUAACUAAAACGCUUGAAGGUUGUUAAAUACAGAGAGGCUUAUAAUUUCAAUCAUAUGGGUGAUUUUUAUAAGUAUAUAUUAUAUCGUUGUUUAGGUCACGUCACACCUGUCAUGAAAAAUCAAAGACCAUGAAACUAUUUAGUUCAUCUUAUAUGUCGCAAUAUUAUUAAAAUAUAAAUUUAUCAUAAAUGUUCAGUGAAAAAGUGUUGAAAAUAUAUUUUGAAAGUUAUUAUUAUAGAAGAACGUUGUUUUACUGCAGUGUUUUAUGCCCAUAUUGUGUUAUUGAGAUGUAGGGGAGAUAGUCAGGCAUUAAAUAGAAUUAAGGGG